Messenger RNA from Mizuhopecten yessoensis (Yesso scallop), 952 nucleotides. RefSeq lists its product as uncharacterized. The record is from RefSeq and is a predicted model, not a curated record. The transcript has 4 exons. Bases 80 to 547 code for a protein of 155 amino acids. Lineage: Eukaryota; Metazoa; Mollusca; Bivalvia; Pectinida; Pectinidae.
UUAAUAGCGUGACGUUCAUCGGCGUGUUACAGCUGUAGCUUUAUAAAUUUGGAACUGUUGGCAGCCAUUGCAAUUGAACAUGGACGGCCGUUUACAGACACGUAUUGAGGUUGCUGCAGCAGUAUUGCUGGUGUGUCUGGUCCAAUUAGGAGAGAGUGGUGAGUGUUGCAAAGCCCACUACAACAUCAUUGGGAAUGAAGUGUCCAACGAACAGAAAUGGUGUGACAAUUACUGCUGCUUCAACCUCCUCAAGUAUGACUGUUGCGAUAACAUCCUGCUUCAGGCACCUGUCGACAUGAGGAUGGACUUCUGUACAGCCUGGUUCACAGCACAUUGGUAUAUACCAGUGUUGAUUGUCCUGGCUAUACUAGGAGCUAUAAUCACCUGCUGUGUUUGUUGCUGUUGUGCCUGCUGCCGCAAUCGCACUUCUGGAGCAGUCUUGAUGCCAGCUGAGCCACAAGGUAUGCUGGUUGUGACCCAUCAGGCACAACCAAAUGACCAGUCGAGCAGUCCCGCCAACCCUUUCAACACUGGUUACGUACAGUAAAGGACCAGGAGUUGACCAAUGUAACAUCUCAGCCAUGUACACCUACCAGAUCGUAGUACAGGGAUCACCAACUUAUGGUCAAGCAAAUCAACACCAAAAUGGAAAUUGUGUCAAAAUUCAGAAUUUAUGUCCACUUCGGAAGACAUUGGGCUGUUUCACUGAACAGGAGCUGAAAACGUGACUUUGAGUAUAAAUCUGUAAGAUAUUUAAAGGAAUAUUCUUGGACUAAUUGAGUCUGAUAGAUUGACUUUAGAUCAUGAUAUUAUUUAAUAUUGAACUCUUGCAGUAUAUGUCAUCAAGUAAUGUUCACAUAGAAAUUAAUACAAUAGCCAUGGGGUAUAUUGGAACAAGAUUGUUUUUAUCUCAUUUUUUCUUUACAUUUGAUGUUGUUUGUAAACAUGCACU